Molecule: messenger RNA, 2748 nt
Organism: Amoebophrya sp. A25
Lineage: Eukaryota; Dinophyceae; Syndiniales; Amoebophryaceae
Source: the annotation of a GenBank genome assembly
GCUCGGACAGGGUCUGUGCAAAGUAAAGAUCCCGCUUUUUCGCUGAAUUUAGAGCAGGAUCGUUGAGAUCAUGGAUCGUUGGUAACACUCUCAAUCGAGAAGAUCUAAAAGUGAGUGUCAAUGUCUAAAGAAAUUGUAUUGGCUCUGCUUGCUCUUCUCAUCGGUCUACCUGGAUCUACUGCGCUAUCUUGACAGGUGCAUUUUGCGGAUCUCCAAAACGAUGAUCUACCAGUUGUUUAGACAGACCACGGUGCGUUUCCUUCAGGAUCAAGAUGAUGCAAUAAGUAGCGAUCAGAUCAUCUACUUAUCAUCUAAAGAUCAGUUUUCUCCAAGACACCAGUUCCUGAAUUCCGAUAAUUCAGUGGAUCUGAUCAGUUUGCGAGAUCCCGAAACUCAUUUAGACGGCUCGCUUGUGGGGUCUUUCUUCGUCAGUCGAUCCUCUACUUGUCUACUACUUCAACAUUUUUGUUUUCGACGUGACUUUUUCUAAACCGUAACCUGUUCAAUCUCUGCCACUAAACCUAAAUUCCUCCAGGGAAAACGAAGAAAAAAGCCCACCUUAUUCUCAGGGGGUCUUUAGAGUCGACUUAAAGUUGCCUUUUCAAAAAUGGCUUCCACUGACCGAGUCCAGACCUUCGGCCGCAAGAAGAGCGCCGUCGCGGUCGCUCUCAUCAAGAGCGGAAAGGGACAGUUCCGUAUCAACGGCAUGCCCAUCGAUUCCCUCACCCCGGAGAUCAUGCGCGUGAAAGGUACAUCUUUUUGAGAUUUAGGCUUGAGCUUUUUAGUUGUUUUAGAUCAUUGAUCUGAAGCCUACAGAAGUACUUCCCCUGUUUUCCGUAGAGGUUUUCUUGCAAUUAGCGCUUUACGAAAUUUAGACAAAUCAUCAUAGCAUGAGAUGCCUCGUACAUCUAAGACGACUACAGCAAACAAACGCCUCCCACGCCGAUUCUGAGCACUCUCAAACUUCUCAGUACGUUUAGCCUCGUGAUCGUACGUAUUCACUUCAAAAUCUAUCUCCAAAUAAAACUUCAAAAACAGUGUACGAGCCCCUCCUCCUCCUCGGAAAGGGAAAGGAAGGCGAGCCAGGAAAGUGGGGAUCCCUCGACUUCAAGAUCCGCGUUAAGGGUGGAGGCUACGUCUCCCAGAUCUACGCUAUCCGCCAGGCUAUCUCUCGUGGGCUCAUCGCUUUCAACCAGAAGUAUACUAUCUGACUUUCUUUUAGAUGUGAUUGAUACUCUUGCUUGACGUCGAAUUCGCAUCUUAACUGAACAUAUGUUUACUACUUUCGUUCUUAGCUCUGGGAGACGAAACAGAAAGGAUGCUGGAAAAUAGAUCUAAAUAAGGGAGAAGAAAACCCUCAUUUUUGACUUUGCAGCAUGAUAGUACAUCUUCUUCCUACUGAAUUCGUACGAUACAAUAUGUCCACGGCCCACCUCACAUUUCCCAAAAUCCCUUAAACAGGUACGUUGACGAGGCCACCAAGAAGGAGAUCAAGGAUGCCUUGACCGCCUACGACAAGUCCCUCGUCGUCUCUGACCCGCGUCGUUGCGAGCCGAAGAAGUUCGGUGGUCGUGGUGCCCGUGCACGCUUCCAGAAGUCUUACCGUUAAGCGGUUCUGCUUCCAGAAGUAUCGCUUCAAGGGAAAUGCGUCGGUGGUGCUAAGCAUCAACCGUGGAUGUUGUGGAGUGUUUUUUGUGGCUUUAUCAUCAUUUCGACAUGCGGACAGGACGAGGAAGCUGUUUGGCGACGGGGAUGAGGAUUGUGUCGUUGGCUUCUAUAGUUGACGAGCUUGCGUGCUGAAUGAACAUUCUUGAACCUGAAAAGAACGUAUGAGAUAUGAUGUAGCCAGAAAAUAGAAGGCAAUCCGCAGUCGACAAACAAAAGAAAGCGCGGAGCGGACUCUGUGGAGUUGGGUAGCGUUGGGAUUUUGAAUUGCUCUACCAGUGUUCCUUCAACGUUUGAAAUUCGUUGUCUGUCAAUCAAUCUGUAAUCGGUCUACCCACUCUCCUUUCCCUUAUUUUUGAAAAGGGCAAUAUCGUGCUGCAUGCGUCGAAGCGAAAGACUUCGAUUUCGUAAAAGUCUCGUCCAUACGAGAAAUGUGAGCUUAAUCACCCGAUGCGCAAAUUCCCGAACCCGCCUAUUGAUGGGAGGUCCAUGUCUAAAUUAGUUAUGAAUGCCCCUUCUCUCCCCACUGUCCCCUUUUCGAAUACCCCGACCUUUCGUGAAUUAUAACGAGAUGCCUUUUUCUCCAAGUGACAUUCAUACAGUCUUCGAGUUGCCAAGGCUAGAUCCACUGCGUGGCUUGCUGGCGCGUACGCACACACCUCUAUAUUGGAAAUCUCGUUAUCGCGUGGCAAAACUUCCGCCUCCGUGUGUUAUGAAGAGGGGGCUUCAUGUGCAGAUGGCGGAUUGCUUCUAGAAAAAAUCUUGUGGCGGUGCCCGCAGCCGAGCCUUCGAAGAUGCAAAGAUUUGCUGGCCAUAACCUAAUGGGUGAAGUAGAAACGCUAGGUAAACGUCGUGGCCCAUGUCACGACAGUCUUGACUCAAUACACAACCACUCACUCUUCGCCAUCUGGCAUGCAGGCUCAUGCUCCACGUCGCGACUUUUCUGAACAGAUAUCCAUGGGGUAAUGUGCCUACUUACUACGUCUGUCGAGGAUUCGAAAACUAGGUGUUCAGUCACAACAUGUCUGCAUGGCGUCGAUUCAGUAAACACUCUGUUCUGACUGUUGAUUUGGAGGAUGGGGC